Carcharodon carcharias (great white shark) is the source of this 1638-nucleotide messenger RNA. Its product is annotated as keratin-associated protein 10-10-like. The coding region runs from base 1 to 1089 and encodes 362 amino acids. Lineage: Eukaryota; Metazoa; Chordata; Chondrichthyes; Lamniformes; Lamnidae. The transcript has 3 exons. The record is from RefSeq and is a predicted model, not a curated record.
AUGCGUUAUCCUGUGUGUAGCUCACUCCCAGUGAUGCGUUAUCCUGUGUGUAACUCACUCCCAGUGAUGCGUUAUCCUGUGUGUAACUCACUCCCAGUGACAGGUUAUCCUGUGUGUAACUCACUCCCAAUGAUGGGUUAUCCUGUGUGUAGCUCACUCCCAGUGAUGCGUUAUCCUGUGUGUAACUCGCUCCCAGUGAUGUGUUAUCCUGUGUGUAACGCACUCCCAGUGACAGGUUAUCCUGUGUGUAACUCACUCCCAGUGACAGGUUAUCCUGUGUGUAACUCGCUCCCAGUGACAGGUUAUCCUGUGUGUAACUCGCUCCCAGUGAUGUGUUAUCCUGUGUGUAACUCACUCCCAGUGACAGGUUAUCCUGUGUGUAACUCUCUCCCAGUGACAGGUUAUCCUGUGUGUAACUCACUCCCAGUGAUGGGUUAUCCUGUGUGUAGCUCACUCCCAGUGAUGCGUUAUCCUGUGUGUAACUCGCUCCCAGUAAUGUGUUAUCCUGUGUGUAACCCGCUCCCAGUGAUGUGUUAUCCUGUGUGUAACUCACUCCCAGUGACAGGUUAUCCUGUGUGUAACUCGCUCCCAGUGAUGGGUUAUCCUGUGUGUAACUCACUCCCAGUGACAGGUUAUCCUCUGUGUAACUCGCUCCCAGUGAUGCGUUAUCCUGUGUAUAACUCACUCCCAGUGACAGGUUAUCCUGUGUGUAACUCUCUCCCAGUGACAGGUUAUCCUGUGUGUAACUCACUCCCAGUGACAGGUUAUCCUGUGUGUAACUCACUCCCAGUGGCAGGUUAUCCUUUGUGUAACUCUCUCCCAGUGACAGGUUAUCCUGUGUGUAACUCACUCCCAGUGACAGGUUAUCCUGUGUGUAACUCGCUCCCAGUGAUGUGUUAUCCUGUGUGUAACUCACUCCCAGUGAUGCGUUAUCCUGUGUGUAACUCACUCCCAGUGACAGGUUAUCCUGUGUGUAACUCACUCCCAGUGACAGGUUAUCCUGUGUGUAACUCUCUCCCAGUGACAGGUUAUCCUGUGUGUAACUCACUCCCAGUGACAGGUAUCCUGUGUGUAACUCACUCCCAGUGACAGGUUAUCCUGUGUGUAACUCUCUCCCAGUGACAGGUUAUCCUGUGUGUAACUCACUCCCAGUGACAGGUUAUCCUGUGUGUAACUCUCUCCCAGUGAUGCGUUAUCCUGUGUGUAACUCACUCCCAGUGAUGCGUUAUCCUGUGUGUAACUCACUCCCAGUGACAGGUUAUCCUGUGUGUAACUCACUCCCAGUGACAGGUUAUCCUGUGUGUAACUCUCUCCCAGUGACAGGUUAUCCUGUGUGUAACUCUCUCCCAGUGAUGUGUUAUCCUGUGUGUAACUCACUCCCAGUGACAGGUUAUCCUGUGUGUAACUCUCUCCCAGUGACAGGUUAUCCUGUGUGUAACUCUCUCCCAGUGACAGGUUAUCCUGUGUGUAAUUCCCUCCCAGUGACGGGUUAUCCUGUGUAACUCAAGCCUAGCGAAGUCUUAUCCAGUGUUGAUUCUUUGUUCACAUUGUUGGUGCCUCUGAAGAUUCACAAUUUGGGAUCUUGAUUUUCAAAAGGUUCCAUCUUUCCGUGUUUUCAAUAAACCUCCCUGAAUCUCA